Molecule: messenger RNA, 1629 nt
Organism: Paecilomyces variotii
Lineage: Eukaryota; Fungi; Ascomycota; Eurotiomycetes; Eurotiales; Thermoascaceae
Product: putative choline oxidase
Exons: 2
Coding region: 1-1629 (542 amino acids)
Molecular function (GO): oxidoreductase activity, acting on CH-OH group of donors; flavin adenine dinucleotide binding
Source: RefSeq, a predicted model, not a curated record
AUGGCCACCGUCACUGAUCUCCCACUUAGCGACGUGAAUAGCUACGACUAUGUCAUUGUCGGAGGUGGCACCGCGGGAUGUGUUAUCGCCAGCCGGCUGGCACAAUACUUGCCCAACAAGCGCAUAAUCCUCAUCGAGGCCGGCCCUAGCGAUUAUAUGGACGACCGCGUCCUGCUGCUGAAGGAUUGGCUCAACCUGCUGGGAGGAGAGCUCGACUACGAUUAUGGAACCGUCGAGCAGCCCAUGGGCAACAGCCACAUCCGACACUCACGCGCAAAGGUCUUGGGUGGUUGCUCCAGUCACAACACGCUCAUCUCCUUCCGUCCAUUCAAAUAUGACUGUGAGCUCUGGGAGCAGCAAGGCUGUAAGGGUUGGUCCUUUGAGACCUUCACUCGCGUGCUCGACAACCUGCGCAACACCGUGCAACCAGUCCACAGCCGCCACCGUAACCAGCUGUGCAAGGACUGGGUCGAGGCAUGCUCCACUGCCAUGAACAUCCCCGUCAUUCACGACUUCAACAAGGAGAUCCGCUCCAAGGGAGAGCUCACCGAGGGCGUUGGCUUCUUCUCCGUGUCUUACAACCCCGAUGACGGUCGCCGGAGCAGCGCCAGUGUGGCCUACAUUCACCCGAUCCUGCGGGGAGAGGAGAAGCGCCCCAACCUGACAAUUCUCACGAACGCGUGGGUCUCGCGCGUUAACGUAGAUGGUGACACUGUCACUGGUGUUGAUCUGGCCCUGCAGUCCGGCGACAAGCGUACGCUGCGUGCCAAGAAGGAAACUAUUCUCUGCGCUGGUGCCAUUGAUACCGCACGACUGUUGCUUUUGUCCGGGCUGGGCCCGCGUGAGCAGCUCCAGUCGCUGUCCAUUCCUGUGGUUAAAGACAUCCCUGGUGUGGGUGAGAACCUGAUGGACCAUCCGGAGUCGAUCAUUAUCUGGGAACUCAACAGGCCUGUGCCUCCGAACCAGACGACUAUGGACUCGGAUGCGGGUAUCUUCCUCCGUCGUGAGGCGCCCAACGCUGCUGGCUCGGACGGCCGCGCCGCAGACCUCAUGAUGCACUGCUACCAGAUCCCUUUCUGUCUCAACACCGCCCGCCUGGGCUACGAUACCCCCGUGGACGCCUUCUGCAUGACCCCCAACAUUCCUCGACCGCGCUCGCGUGGUCGCCUCUACCUGACUUCUGCGGACCCCAGAGUCAAGCCGGCUCUUGACUUCCGCUACUUCACAGACCCUGAGGGAUACGAUGCCGCAACCAUCGUGUACGGUUUGAAGAAGGCCAGAGAGGUUGCCAAGCAGGCUCCCUUUAAGGAUUGGAUCAAGCGCGAGGUGGCUCCAGGUCCUAACGUCAACACUGACGAGGAAUUGUCCGAGUACGGCCGUCGUGUAGCUCAUACCGUGUACCACCCUGCUGGUACCACCAAGAUGGGAGACAUUAGCCGGGACCCGUACGCAGUGGUCGACUCCCAGCUCAAGGUCCGCGGUCUCAAGAACGUCCGCAUCGCUGAUGCUGGUGUCUUCCCUUCGAUGCCCACCAUCAACCCCAUGCUCACGGUGCUGGGUAUCGGCGAGCGGGCCGCCGAGCUGAUUGCGGAGGAGGCUGGCUGGAGGCCCCAGCAGCCGAGACUGUAA